AGAUAAAGCGAUCACCGUUUUCUCACCUUAUCCGCUCCGACGAAGCCGCUUCUCAACAAUGGCGACGGCGCUUCUCCACUUCUCCGCCGCAUCGGCCGCCUCCACUCCCCUCUACACCACUUCCAUUUUCCCCCGAGGGCUCCCUUCCUCUGCCGCCCGAGUCCACUGCCCCCCACCAUUUGUCCGACGGCGGGGGCGGGCAUCGAUGAUGGCGAAGGCGUACAAGGUAACGAUCGAACACGAGGGGGAGGCGCGGACGGUGGAGGUGGAGGAGGACGAGACGAUCCUGGGGCGGGUGCUGGAGGAGGGGCUGGCGGUGCCACACGACUGCAAAUUGGGGGUUUGCAUGACCUGCCCUGCCCGGCUGGUGAGCGGCACCGUGGACCAGAGCGACGGUAUGCUCAGCGACGACGUCAUCGAGAAGGGAUACGCCCUCCUCUGCGCCUCCUACCCGCGCUCCGACUGCCACAUCAGCACCAUCCCCGAGGAGGAAUUGCUCUCCCUCCAGCUCGCCACCGCCAACGAUUGACGUAAGCCCUAGUACUCGAGUCGUUGAUUUCGCCGAUGAGGGCAAUUAAAUCAGUAGAAAUAUAUAUAUAUAAAUUGCAUCUUUAGUCUUUUUGAUAGAGCUUUAUGGUUGGUUGUUCAUGAUCUGCUUUCUUUGGUUUGGGACCUUCUCAUUGUUCUUGACUAAUGAACAUAAGAAUGUCUUAAGUUGUUCAGCCAUUGGUGUAAGUUAAAAUAAUUAUACUUA
Messenger RNA from Zingiber officinale, 754 nucleotides. RefSeq names its product ferredoxin C 1, chloroplastic-like. Gene Ontology annotation, biological process: electron transport chain. Gene Ontology annotation, molecular function: 2 iron, 2 sulfur cluster binding; electron transfer activity. The record is from RefSeq and is a predicted model, not a curated record. The transcript has a single exon. The coding region runs from base 59 to 529 and encodes 156 amino acids. Lineage: Eukaryota; Viridiplantae; Streptophyta; Magnoliopsida; Zingiberales; Zingiberaceae.